Messenger RNA from Cornus florida, 1448 nucleotides. RefSeq lists its product as uncharacterized. The record is from RefSeq and is a predicted model, not a curated record. Bases 159 to 1292 code for a protein of 377 amino acids. Gene Ontology annotation, molecular function: nucleotide binding. NCBI's taxonomy places the organism in Eukaryota, Viridiplantae, Streptophyta, Magnoliopsida, Cornales, Cornaceae. The transcript has 2 exons.
UCCAGUCAAACACUCAACUAUGCAUAUGACUUUCUGGUUUUUGUAAACCAUCGCCGGCACAUUUUCUAUAAAAAUUUCAAGAAUUGGAGUAAUAUCUCUUUCGUAUUGCUUUCUCACAGCCUGGGAAAAAAGUUAAGAGUAAAAAAACAAAAAAAAAAAUGGCCGAAACCACGGUACGUUUCGGAAUAUUGGGCUGCGCUAACAUAGCACGCAAGGUAUCGAAGGCCAUUACGCUCGCGCCCAACGCCACCAUCUGGGCCAUCGGCAGCCGUUCGAUCGAAAAAGCCUCGAGAUACGCUGCCGAGAACGGCUUCCCGGCGUCGGCUAAAUUGUACGGCAGCUACGAGGCCGUGCUGGAUGACCCAGAGGUGGACGUUGUGUAUGUGCCACUCCCGACCAGCCUGCACGUGCGCUGGGCGGUCUUGGCCGCCGAGAAGAAGAAGCACGUGCUGCUGGAGAAGCCGGUGGCUUUGCACGUGACGGAGCUGGACACGAUCCUUGAGGCAUGCGAAUCCAACGGUGUGCAGUUCAUGGACGCCACCAUGUGGAUGCAUCAUCCUCGGACGGCUAAGAUGACAGAAUUUAUCUCAGAUAAGCUCCAUUUCGGAAAACUCAAAUCGUUACACACCUCCUUCACAUACGAUGCUGGCGCAGACUUUCUCAAAAAUGACAUUCGCGUGAAGCCUGAUCUCGAUGCUUAUGGAGCUCUUGGUGAUGCUGGAUGGUACUGCAUCAGGGCAAGUCUUUGGGCUGCAGACUAUGACCUGCCCAAAACAGUAACAGCUUUGCGCGAACCGGACUUCAACGAAGCAGGGGUGAUUCUAUCAUGCGGAGCUUCUCUUUGGUGGGAGGACGGGAGAAUAGCAACCUUCUAUUGCUCUUUCCUUACCAAUUUUAGCAUGGACCUAACUGCUCUCGGAACAAAGGGUUAUUUGCGUGUUCAUGACUUUGCUGGUCCUUUUCAAGAGAAUGUUGGGACAUUUUUCAUAGCUUCGAAUUCCAAGUUUGGGGAACGCGCUCUAGGCUGUGAACCGAUACCGGGUGAGCACAUUGUCACGACCGAUCUUCCUCAGGAAGCUCUCAUGGUGACAGAAUUUGCUACUCUGGUUAAUGGUAUUAAGAGUAAUGGCUUGAAGCCGGAGAAGAAGUGGCCAACCCUCAGUAGAAAGACACAAUUGGUUCUUGAUGCAGUCAAGAAGUGGCCAACCCUCAGUAGAAAGACACAAUUGGUUCUUGAUGCAGUCAAGGGAUCGAUCGCCAAGGGUUUCGAGCCCGUUGAGAUUGUGAAUUAAUUAAUUGGAGAUAAUUGUGUGAUCACGUACUUGUUUUGCAGGCUGCAGUUUUUAUACUACUAUUACAUUAUUGAUACUGUAGUGCUUGGACCAUGGUUUUGGACUUUGAAUGGUUUGCUCAAAAUAAAUGAACCUGUGCUUUUCGGGUUUGAUGAA